This is a messenger RNA of Marmota monax (woodchuck), 1734 nucleotides long. It is a transcript of the gene Saraf, whose product is annotated as store-operated calcium entry associated regulatory factor. The coding region runs from base 30 to 938 and encodes 302 amino acids. Gene Ontology annotation, biological process: regulation of store-operated calcium entry. Gene Ontology annotation, cellular component: endoplasmic reticulum membrane. The record is from RefSeq and is a predicted model, not a curated record. The transcript has 5 exons. Lineage: Eukaryota; Metazoa; Chordata; Mammalia; Rodentia; Sciuridae.
UCAUCUGUGUUCUUAUUAUUUCAGACAGAAUGUUGUUGCGAGAUGUAAAAGCUCUUACCCUCCACUAUGACCGCUAUACCACCUCCCGUAGACUGGAUCCAAUCCCACAGUUGAAAUGUGUUGGAGGCACAGCUGGUUGUGAUUCUUAUACCCCAAAAGUCAUACAGUGUCAGAACAAAGGCUGGGAUGGUUAUGAUGUACAGUGGGAAUGUAAAACUGAUUUAGAUGUUGCAUACAAAUUUGGAAAAACUGUGGUGAGCUGUGAGGGCUAUGAGUCCUCUGAAGACCAGUAUGUACUAAGAGGUUCCUGUGGCUUGGAGUAUCACUUAGAUUAUACAGAAAUUGGUCUGCAAAAAUUGAAAGAGUCUGGAAAACACCCUGGCUUCUCUUUCUCUGAUUAUUAUUAUAAGUUGUACUCUGCAGAUUCCUGUGGCGUUGGUGGAUUGGUUACCAUUGCCGUGCUGCUUACUAUUGCCUUUGUAAUUUAUAAGUUGUUCCUUAGUGAUGGUCAGUAUUCUCCACCACCAUAUUCUGAGUAUCCUCCAUAUUCCCAGCAUUACCAGCGGUUCACCAACUCAGCAGGACCCUCUCCCCCAGGCUUUAAGUCAGAGUUCACAGGACCACACAAUACUGGCCAUGAUACAGCUUCUGAUUUGGGGAAUGCUUUUGCAGGACCACAAGGAUAUGAAAAUUCAGGACCAGGAUUCUGGACUGGCCUGGGAACUGGAGGAAUAUUAGGAUAUUUGUUUGGCAGCAAUAGAGCAGCAACACCCUUUUCAAACUCAUGGUACUACCCAUCUUACCCUCCGUACUCUAGCACCUGGAAUAGUCGUGCUUACUCACCACUUCAUGGAGGCCCAGGGAGCUACUCAGCAUGUUCAAACUCAGAAACGAAAACCAGAACGGCAACGGGAUAUGGUGGUACCAGAAGACGAUAAGGUAGAAGAUUGAAGUCAAACACUGGAUGCAAAAUUUCUGAUUUUUCAUCCUCUUAAAAAAAAAAAAAAAAAAAAAAAAAAAAAAAAAAACUACUGCUAACAUCUGGGGAAAGGGGAUGUUCAAAAUUUCUGUGGUGUUCUGUCCCGUAUAGCUUUUUGUAUUCUGUUAAGAGAUGAUAGUAUGACAAAAUGCUUAUGUAUUGUAUGUUAGUAUAAUAAGCAGGUGUAUAUUGCAGUUUUUGCAAGUGAUUGCUAAGGAAUGCUGAAAAUGUGUUGUUUAUUUAUAAAACCUGUAAUACUAUAAGGAGCAUUAAUAAUGAAGGCAUUAAACCAGUAGAAACUGAUUAUAGAAAUUUUCAGUCUCAGGUGGUUUUAGUCAGUGAGUCAUUACUUCAUAGAAAUAAUAAUAUUCUGUACUUUAUUUGGUGUUCUCUGUCUUUCAAAUAUUUAAAUCAAGUUUUGGACUACUGAUAAUGCUAAUUUGUGGGUUUUGAUCAUUUUUAAGCUCUAAAGCAUUGAAUCCUUCAGUGGUAAUGGACUUAUGGUAAAUGAGAAUUAUCUUUUUAUAGGAAAGGGUGGAAAAUAAGGAUCUUAGAAGGUUGUUGUGAAUGAUUAUGUGCUGACAAAAAUGCUUGAAGUUUUUGUAUUUCUUCCGUUCCCAAGAGGUAAAGUUCAGAUACUUCAAGAAAGGUCUUCUAAUAGCAAAAGCAUGCACUUCUCUGUGGAAUCUCAAAUAUUGUUAAUAGUCUGUUUCAGUCUUACCUUAAUAUGAUAUAAUAAAUAAAAACAAACAAGA